Molecule: messenger RNA, 225 nt
Organism: Linum tenue
Lineage: Eukaryota; Viridiplantae; Streptophyta; Magnoliopsida; Malpighiales; Linaceae
Source: the annotation of a GenBank genome assembly
AACAUCUUCGACGUCUACCGGGUGCUCCGCCCCGGCGGGCUCUUCUGGCUCGACCACUUCUUCUGCGUCGGGGACGAGCUCAGGGACGUGUACGGCCCGCUCAUCCGCAGCGUCGGGUUCAGGAAGGUGAAGUGGGUGGUUGGGAGGAAGCUUGACCGCGGGGAGGAGCUCAGGGAGAUGUACCUGUCUGCUCUGCUUGAGAAGCCCUUGGACAACUCUUGGUGA